Ooceraea biroi (clonal raider ant) is the source of this 4030-nucleotide messenger RNA. RefSeq lists its product as uncharacterized. Lineage: Eukaryota; Metazoa; Arthropoda; Insecta; Hymenoptera; Formicidae. The record is from RefSeq and is a predicted model, not a curated record.
GGGCAAUGGCGGACGAUGACGACUCGCGCGAAGGUCCUCUGUUAUUGAUGCGUCCAUCGUGGCCAGCAGCGUUCGUCGCGCUUUAGUUUUCUCACUCGAGGCAAUACAAAGCGGUGUACUGUGUCCUAAAGGAGGCAAACGUUCAUGGAAAGAGUGCAAAAGGAACGACGAGAGAAGAUAAUGCGCGACGGCGCCAAAAUGAGACGGAAAACGUAAAAGUGUAAAAAAAAGACGCGAAAAGUACAGACUUCAUGUUUCGCGUUUCUGCGUCGCGAUGUCGGGACGUGUAACGUGAUGCGACCUGCAAACAUGUUGAUUCCAACUGCGACGUGUCGUGAAGCAAAUGGCGAAUGAGAGACGCGCAAGUGUUGUAAAUAGACGUCUUCCGCUUCUCUCUCUCAUCGAACCAGACAUGGGGCGCAACGACGUGUGACUCCGAGGUAAAAGAUGGGCUUGAUGAACAUUACCGAUGACGAUAAUGCUCGCAACGGACGAUGAGCGGGUGCACGCCGGAGACCGAUACGACGCAUCGAUCCGAGACGUACGUAGCAGCGUGCCCAGGGGAGCCGGAGAGCAGGAAAGUCGUGCACUGAGAGGAAUGUUUGAGAAGGAUCACCCGUGAAUCCGCGCGCUGGUGGGGAAACAUCGCCGGGUGCAUCUCAGCACCGGCCAGCGAUGGAUUUCUGAGCCCACCACGGCGACUUCCUAAAUGCACAUCUGGAUUCACAAACCGGCGGGCAGGUAUUACGGCUUCGCCGGCCGCCGGUACCCUCCCGCGCCUGUGCCCAAAACACGGUCUAACCGAUGUCGGCGCUGCAGUGAACGCAGGCAGAUGGUGACGUCGGUGCACCGAAUCCAGGGCCUCGGAGGUAAUUUUGCAACCGGAAACGCGUCGUCAGCUGGACCUAGUAAUUCCCGCCGGAACGUCAUCCGAUCGACGGCAUCCGUACGGAGCCACAAUAGCAACAACAACAACAAUAACAACGAGAAUCGUCAUCAUGGCUCGUCGUCGCUCAACGCAGCCCAGCUCGCCCAGCUGAACAACAUCCCCAACAAUGUCACAGACGUUAGCAACAACCAGUUGAUUCUGUCUAACGCGACCAGCACAAACAGCAGCAACAGGGGCUGCCAGUUUUUGGGGUUUUCCGAGUUCAGCGACGCUGACCUAGCCGGCUACCGAUUGCGUUGCGGCAUCUGGAUCACUUUCAUAUUAGUAACGACCUUUGUGGCGAUCGCCAAAUUCUACUUCGGUUAUCGGUCUAAUCAGUCCCUGCUUGUCUGCGCGCGCCAACAGGAGCCGGGUCCGGAGUUGUUCGUGUUCUGUGGACUGCUGACGCUGCUGCUACUGGGCUGCCUGUACUCGAUCUUCUGCAACGGACAGGAGAGACUACGUGACAGCCAAAACCAUCAGGACGAUGGUGAUCGGUCAGAGCACAGUGCUCGCAUGCAGGAAGACCACAUUGUUGCUCUAACGAGCGCAUCCAGUGUCAGUGAGAGUGUCGUCGGCAGAGCGGCGGCGACAGUGCCAACGACAACGGUGAGACAGAACCCGCCGCCACCUCCUUAUCACAUCGCUAUCCUGAUACCGCCACCGCCGCCCACGUCCUCGGACGAGGCGCCGCCACCUUCCUACGACAAGAUCAUGCGAUGAGAUCGCGUCGAGUCGGCGAUAUUCGCGAGGUCGGGCCAGUGAGAUUCGUCCGAAGCUUCUUCCCUCGACCGUUUCUCAUGUCCGCUGCGGAAGUAGCAGAAAUUAAUUCUCAGGAUCAGGCAACUUCCACACAUCUGUGAUAAGAGCGCAAUGAUAACACAUCGACACGAGGUCGCGGUCAAUUCGGGAAAAAGAGUAGAUCCGCGCGAUAUUUUUUAGUGGGCAUUACGCACGGCGGGAGUCACCGCGCACCGCCACCUGCGUUUACUUUCUACGGACAAAUGUAUCGUAAUGUAAUCUUAUACUGUACUUUAUGUAUCAUAUGUGCUAUAUUCGAGUCUUGGUUGAUUAUAACUAUUUAUUUCCUUGCCUUCGGCACUUAACGACACUCGGCGGGAGAAACGAUAGAUGGAGACGACGAAGGAGUGUGAUAUAUUUCAUUUAGGCUUAAUUGCGCGGUGCAAUGUGAAGUCGAUCAACCCGCACUUGAUUCUUUCAUUUUUGUUUUCCAGGAUUUUUGCCUCUCGCUGACGGUCCGCAAAGUUGCUUGCCGUUCUCGAGUGCGUAUCUUCGUAUAAUUUCAAGUAUUCGUUCGAUUAUUUUAUUCUCUUGCAGUAUUUUUAUCGUGCGAUAAGGUGCGUAUACAAGAAGGUCUAUUCCCGUUACAGACUCGUUAUGUGAAAGAAAAGAAGCGCACAAACCCAAAUAUGCGAUUCGAGCCGUGGUGUCAAAUUCGCGAAACGCGUGUACGGCUCGAUUGCCUCUCAUGAUAAGCUGAUAAUAACACUGCGUGUUCAUAACAGGUGCGUUUGGCGCGCAAUCGCGAUUUUCAACUGGAUACGAUGUUCACUAAACGCCUUUGUCUGAACGCCACACACACAUACACACAGAGUAUACAUUGCGUGCUUUAAUAAUAUAUAGGCGUGCACGCGGUAUCUCGUAAGUCAUAUAAUACGGAGAUGUUAGAAAGCUACGUGUUGUCGCAUGAACGUAAUCGAUCGAAUAUACGAUUUUAUAUUUCUUUUUCCAUGAAUGCGUGUGUGACAGCAAGGAAAGGAAAAAAAGAGAGAGAGAGAGAGAAAAAGAAUGCAUGUAAAUGAUUGCUUGCGUCAUAUAAUUCUGUAUAUUUCAAGACAGCUACAUAUAUUACAUUCUGACGUGAGAUUCCGUUUGAACGCUCUGUGUAACUAUAAGUCGCAACCAUACUGUGAUGUACAAAAUUCAUCUUCCUUUCUAACUGCACUUCAGGACACUGUAGGAAAGAAGGAAGCAACAUUCAAAUUCUUCUUGAAAAUUUGACGUAAAAUUCGAAGGCGUCUAUCACAAAUUGUGUAUUGUUUCGUCCAUACAAUGAAAUAAACUAUCGGCUGGAGCGUUUCUCGCGGAACGUGAAAGAGGAAAUUAUAAAAAUCGAAGAAGAAUUUUGCUUCCGUGUGCUCCAUCUUUUCUAUUGAUCCCUGAAUAUACAUUCAUUUCAUCUCGAGUCACGAGCGUGAGAGAGUGCAGCUAAAACGAGACGGACCUAAAGUCCGCGUUCUUCCUUAUACUACGUCACAGUUUAAGAAAAUCGAUUUUCGCCGUUGUACGAGGUUCUCCAAAAAGUAUUUUUCACCGGGCCUGUUCUUAUUACCUACACUCUUCCAAAAUGAACUCAUAAGAUAGAAGUAAGGAAAGGCCACGUGUGGUGCUGCACUGAGUGUAACUAACGAGAACAACAAACCCGGAAAUUCUCUCAACAUAUGAUACAGGUACGGUACAAUCAUUCGCGCGAGAAGACACUCGCGAGAUUGAUUCGCAAGUUAAGUAAGCGUGUCACUUUAAAUUGCCGGACAAAUGACGAUGAAUAAAGCGAAGGCGAAUAAAAUUUUUCCUCUGUAAAGCGCAGCUUCAUGUACAUGUCGCGAAAGAUGAAUUCUCUAGCUCUGAUAGUUAUUCUACGAUAUAUUAUAUAUCGCCGGUCUUAAUCGAAGUCUUAACAAAGCGUGACUGUCGAGAGUGUAAUUUCUUCUAAAGAUAAUCAUACAAUAUAAAUUCUAGGCAUUCUCUUAUUUAAAAAGAACUCAAGAACUUCAUUAUACAUUAUAUCAUUAUAAAUUAUAAUGAUAUAAAAGUUUUAAAUAUAAAUUUACAAUUUAUAUCGUACUAGAAUGUAAAGGAAUGUACAUAAAUGUAAAUGUAAGCGAAAUGUAAGUAGUGAAACGUGUAGGUUUUUUUUGUUUAAAUGUCGGUUUUCUCCGUGUCUGCUGAGCUAAUUUACUUAGUGGAUUUCUUAAGACCGACGAUAUGCGUUUUCCACUAAGUUACGGUACAUAUAUUACUAUGAUACAAACGAGAUUACAGUCUUCGUGGUAUAAUAAUAAUAAAUCACUGAUACCGAUU